AUGUCGCUGAUGUGCACUGUCUUCACCACCGACCAGCACCCAUUCUAUAUCGUCGCCGCAGACGAUGCGUGGCUCGACACCUGGGGCUUUGAGUCAUCGGAGGCCAUCGGCAAGCCCAUUUCCAUCCUCAACGGCAAGGGAUUCGACCCGGCCGCUGGGAAAGAGCUCUUCGCCCGCUUCCUCCAAGCGUCAACGAAGCUGACGCGCUGCAUCAACGUGACAAAGGACGGGCGCCGCCUCUCGCACGACGCCGUGCUGAGCAAGCAGAACAACGGCCAGAUCAAAUGCCUCUCCACCAACUUUACGCUCGCCGCCCCCGCCAACCUGUGCCUGGUCGAUUACUACGAGCGCGAGCGCCGCUCGUCGGCCUCGGACGCCUCGGCCGGCACGGUGCUGAUUUCAGACACCAUCGCUGCCGCCGUUCGCCAGCGCCUGCUCUCCGACUAUUACGAGCUGGAGCGGCGCACGUCGGCGAUGGAUCUCGCCAUCGGAUCGGCCAACAAGAUCCGGUACGGCGUUGACGUUACCGCGCCGAUCCCCAAGCGGCUGCGGUCGGCAUGA
Molecule: messenger RNA, 561 nt
Organism: Emiliania huxleyi CCMP1516
Lineage: Eukaryota; Haptophyta; Isochrysidales; Noelaerhabdaceae
Exons: 2
Coding region: 1-561 (186 amino acids)
Source: RefSeq, a predicted model, not a curated record